GUUUUUUUUUUUUUUUUAUAAAAAUCAUGGUGUUUCUUGCAAAAGAACUUGGAAGCGCUCCUUGAAGAAGUAUUUGAAGGGUGCUUCUUUAGAAAGUGCUUAUAUAACCCUAAGAUGCUUCUAACUUUUAAACUGUCAAACGAGUCAUAAGUGUUUUUGGUUGUCAAACAAUCUUAAAACGGGCCCUUAGAAGAUCUGAAAAAUCAUGAACUAAUAAGGGACCCGUGAAAUAUUAAAGCGAAAUGGUAUCACACACCAUUUUUUUCCUCCUACAUACAUGUCCUAUCUUUUUUAUUUUUAGCUGUUGGAUUGAAUAAAUCAAAUGAAAACAAGACACGAUUGAACAUAGAUGUGAGGGAGAGAAAAAAGCCGUGUAGUUAUCAUUUUCUCGAGUUCCAAAUGUUGAAGUUUAUAAAAAUGUGAUUGGUUAGAGGAAAUAAGGGAUUAAUAAGUCCAUUGAUGCCUUGAUUUGAUGCAGCCUCCUCAAAAAAAAACCAAAUUCUAAGCAGUUGACAUUUUUAGUACUUUAACAAGGGAGGAAAUUAGGAAUCUUUGCCUAUCCAUAUGAGGGUGGCAAAUGGCUUUCUCAGAGAAACCUCUGCUGGCCAAAGUGAUUAAAUAUUCAGCAAAAAGAUGACCAUGCCGGAAAAGCACUUUGAGAAAAAGCCAUGCAGACUGUUGACGGUUGUUUUUAUACCAACCAUCCACACAGUCAACUAAUCCUAAUCAUAUUUUAUUUACACAAGUAAGAUCAUCAUACAUACAUACAUACAUACAUACAUACAUACAUAUAUAUAUGUGUGUGUGUGUGUAUGUAUAUAUAUACUCCGCCGUAUGAAGUGUAACACUAUUUUUCCUGUGGUGCUAUAAACUUUUAGUGACAAUUGAAGAUGGGGAAGGCAAGUAGAUGGAUCAUAAAGUUCUUGGUUGGAAAGCAAGAAAAAAAGAUUAACGAUGCUCCGAAAACUAAGGUUUCGAAUGAGUCUUCAUCUACCACUUCUGCCAGGCCGUCGGUGAACCGGCCAGGGACGCCGAAAGUGAAGAGAAGGUGGAGCUUUGGAAAGUUGGCAGGCAAAGAGGCGUCCCACAGGGUUACAAGAUCUGUUGAUUCAAUUGACAUCUCUAAGUUGUCACAGAAAGUUCAGAAGAAUCAUGCCGUGGCACCAAGAGAUGUCGAAAAUGCUGCUGCCACAAGGAUUCAAGCUGCCUUCCGUUCGCAUUUGGCAAGGAAGGCUUUACAUGCCUUGAAGGGUUUGGUGAAGUUGCAAGCACUCAUAAGAGGUCACAUUGUGAGGAAACAAACAACUGCUACGAUAAUCCAGAUGCAGGCGUUGAUGGCGAUCCAGGUUAGAGCGCGGUUUAAGCGAAUUCAGAUGGUGGAAGAGACACAGAGAGCUAAUAAAAAACAGCUGAUCAUUCGAAGAGGCCACCCUCUGGACAGUGGAGUUCAUAGGAAGUCAAUAGAUUUGAACCCGAAUGAUGUUCAACGAGUUGCGAAAAGCACGAGUGGACACCUUAAUCAUUCACAAGCUGCAGGGAGGUUUGAGCAUGGCUGCUCAACAGUCUAUUCAGAUCGUCUUUCCAUCUCAAACCGGCAUCACUACGAGGAAUCCUCUUUUGCAACAGUAAAUAGUCCCUGGAAUUAUCUUGCUGCAUCCAAACCAAAACCAAGAAGACACUCUUUCGCUCAUCAACCCCAAGAUGACACAGACUACGAGGACUUCGCAUUCAAGCCAAAUUACAUGACCAACACGAAAUCUUCCAAGGCGAAAGCUAGGUCACAGAGUGAACCAAAGCAGAGGCCUGAAGGAAGCUUGAAGAACAGAAGCAAGCAAAUAGAAGUGGAUGCAACACUAGUUGCCAUGGAGGAUCAAGUGCUGAAACGUUCAUCUACGCAGUUCAAACCCAACGGUCAGAAAAGCCAUGAUCCCUGGUUUGUUAAGCUCUACAGAUCAAGAAGAUUGUUCGAGGACAACAAGCAUGCUUCCGUUAGCUCGAGUACUGUCCAUUCCUACUAUCAUGAAUCUCUUGCUGCAUAUGAGCCCCAUGUGAAUUUGUACUAACAGAAAGGGAUGCUGAAGAGCUCUUCCAGACUGAUAUAGAGCAUGCAGAGUCCUACACAUCAAUGUAUAUCAAAAUGUAAACGACAUACGUUUUAAGUGGCUCAAGUUCACCCGUUAAAAUCUGAUGGAUUCUUCAGCGCACAUUGAUGUACUCUAGAAUUUUCGUAGCAUGCAUUUGCACUACUCAAAAGAACUUUCCUAUGAAAGAUACCAAUAACUAAUAGUACUGGUUCA
Molecule: messenger RNA, 2297 nt
Organism: Malus domestica (apple)
Lineage: Eukaryota; Viridiplantae; Streptophyta; Magnoliopsida; Rosales; Rosaceae
Product: protein IQ-DOMAIN 19-like
Molecular function (GO): protein binding
Source: RefSeq, a predicted model, not a curated record